Messenger RNA from Capsella rubella, 1257 nucleotides. Its product is annotated as BRI1 kinase inhibitor 1. The record is from RefSeq and is a predicted model, not a curated record. Lineage: Eukaryota; Viridiplantae; Streptophyta; Magnoliopsida; Brassicales; Brassicaceae. The transcript has a single exon. The coding region runs from base 75 to 1088 and encodes 337 amino acids. Gene Ontology annotation, molecular function: kinase inhibitor activity. Gene Ontology annotation, cellular component: plasma membrane.
AUCAUUUCAUAUCCUUUGAACCCCUUUUUCUUUAAUUUUUUCUUUUUCUAAUUUGCUUUCUUCAAUCAAUCAUCAUGGAAACACAUCUACAACAGGUGAAGAACAGUUCUCUUCAAACUUUUUCUGAAAAGCAAAACCCUAAACAACAAGAAGCUUCACCAAUAUCAUCUACUUGUUCUUCUCCUUCUCAUGACUUCUCUUUCACUAUCUCUCUUCAGCCUCUUUCUUCUUCUUCUUCUUCUAAACAUAUCAACUCUACUCUUAGAGGUCCAAACAAAACGACGUCGUCUUAUCAACAAACUGAUCCAUUCGCGGUAGACUUGUCCCCGGCCGAUGAGAUCUUCUUCCACGGCCAUCUUCUUCCUCUCCAUCUCCUUUCUCACCUCCCUGUCUCUCCAAGAACUUCAACCAGCUCUUUUAAUGAUGGAUUUACCCUACCUAUCAAACCUGACCACCCCACCACAAAGAACAACAACAACAUCAACAUUGAAAACACUAUUGCCAGCAACAUCAGUACCGAGGCAAAGAACGACGAAAGCCCCGGGGAUAAAGCUGAAGAACUCGAAGGUGAGAAUCGUGUAAAAACCAAACCCAUUAAGUCAUUUUCUCUCUUUGGUUUAUCAAAAUGGAAGAAAGGCUUUGAAGUUCAAGAACAGCAACAACAAAAGGCCAAGAAACCUAUGAGUUUAGACCUAAGUCACGCAGUCAAGAAAUACAUAAGGAUGCUGUUUCAAAAGAGAGGAAACGGAACACAGUUCAGAAACACAAGACAAACUUCAUCUUAUUCUUUCUCAUCUUCUCUUAUUGGUCCGAACGGGAACAACAAAACAAUGAUUAACAACAAGAGAGAUCUGAUAAAAGGAAGAAGAGGAGAGUUGUUCUCAGCUCCAGCUUCAAUGAGAACAUCUCCAACUAAUAGUGGUCAUCUUCGUGUGUCCACGGCUGGACUCUCAUCAAGCUCAGCGUCAACUUCAUCAUCGUCUAGUGAUAGUACCAUGGAAGAGUUACAAGCUGCGAUACAAGCAGCCAUUGCUCAUUGCAAGAACUCAAGCGCCGUUGAUCGUGAUGAUAAGGUUAAGGAUUCUUGAUUUGGUUUUUUUUUUGUUCUUUUGUCGUUAAUAUGUUUGUUCUUUCUUGUCAUAGGGAAGUAAAAAAAAAAAAAGUGUUAGUGUGUGACAUGGAAUUUUUAAAAUUUUACAGUAGAGGUAAAUUAUUUUAUUACUGUUGUAUAGACAAGGAGUUACUGUUAUUAUACUA